UUGCAUUCCAAAAUGUCCCUAUAUAUAUCCAGUGGACCAGUUCAAUAUUUUGUACCUCUUACAAAUAAGCUUCUUUCCAACAAUGGAUAAUUGUAACUUACUCAUUUUUCUACAGUUUUAUGUUCUUGUUUUUCCUUUUCUUCUAGCUUCCUCUGCUCAAGAUAGACAGGUAUAUAUCGUGUACCUCGGGGAGCAUACUGGAGGAAAAUCUCACCAAGAGAUAGAAGAAAACCAUCUCUCUUAUCUGUUGUCUGUGAGGAAACUGAGGAAGAUGGAGGAGGUUGUGUCGGUGUUUCGGAGUCAUCCGAGAAAAUACGCAUUGCACACGACGAGGUCAUGGGAGUUUUCGGGCUUACAAGAGUCGACAAAUUCAAGCAAUAUUGAUAAAAACUCUUUGUUAUACAAAUCUGGAUAUGGCAAGGGGGUCAUUAUUGGUGUGCUUGACACAGGUAUCUGGCCAGAGUCUGAAAGCUUCAAUGAUGAAGGGAUGGAUGACGUACCAAAGCAAUGGAACGGAACCUGCCAAACUGGCGAAGCAUUCAACUCCUCAAAUUGUAAUAAGAAAAUCAUCGGCGCCCGAUACUACCUCAAAGGCUACGAAGCCUUAUUCGGCCCCAUUAACAGAUCGUACGACAUUCCAUCCGCCCGUGACAUGCACGGUCAUGGGACCCACACUGCAUCCACGGCCGCCGGUCGUGCCGUCAGCAACGCCUCCGCCCUCGGCGGCUUUGCCGCGGGGACAGCCUCUGGCGGGGCCCCCUUAGCCCACAUAGCCGUCUACAAGGCGUGCUGGGCCGACCCGGACAAUGGGGAAACCGAUUGCUUGGACGAGGACUUCCUUGCUGCCUUCGACGACGCCAUUCGUGAUGGUGUCCACAUCAUCAGCGGCUCGAUUGGGUCAUCUAGUCCGUACGAACAGAACGGCGUCGAGAUUGGGUCCCUACACGCCGCCCGGAAUAACAUCGUCGUGGCACUCAGCGCGGGGAACGCCGGGCCCACACUGGGCACCGUCGAAAAUCUUUCUCCGUGGGCAAUCACAGUCGGGGCCAGCAGCAUCGAUAGGGUUUUCCCGGCAGCGGUCGUGCUUGGGAGUGGCGUCCAACUCCAGGGCCAAACAGUGACUCCUUAUCGCAUGAAACAAACGCUGCAUCCAUUGGUUUUUGCGGGUGAUGUAACCUAUCCAAAUGUGACCAAAAACGAAUCCGGGCAAUGUUUACCAGAUUCCCUCUGUCCUAAAAAGGCCAAAAAUAAAAUCGUACUGUGCUUGAGAGGAGUCGGGUUGAGAAUCAGCAAAGGCAUGGAAGUCAAAAGAGCCGGUGGCGUUGGUUUUAUCAUAGGAAAUAGUGAAGCCAACGGGAACGAAAUAACUGUUGAUGCCCAUGUUCUUGCAGCAACGCACGUCACCUACGAGGAUUCUCUCCGCAUUCUGAAAUAUAUAAACUCUACGAGAAGACCACACGCGCUCAUCACGCCAGCUCAGACGGUUGUGGGCAACAUACGCGCACCUUUCAUUCCUACUUUCUCCGGCAAGGGUCCCAACUCACUCUUACCCCAAAUUUUGAAGCCGGACAUCGCGGCUCCAGGAUUAAAUAUAUUAGCAGCUUGGAGCGGUGCAUCUGGUCCAUCAGCGUUGCGUGAGGAUACUCGCGUUGUAAAGUAUAAUGUUUACUCGGGCACAUCUGUUUCCUCCCCGCACGUAUCAGGCGUGUUGGCCCUUCUCAAGGCCGUUUAUCCCCACUGGAGCAGCGCCGCGUUAAGAUCAGCUCUCAUGACUUCCGCAACGGUGGUCGACAAUGAAGGGAAGCCCAUUCUGGAUUCAUCCGGAAUCCAGGCCGGCCCGUUCCAGUUAGGGGCGGGUGUUUUCGACCCGAACAAAGCAGCCGACCCGGGACUCGUGUAUGAUGCGACUCCCAAGGACUACCUCCUCUUCCUAUGCGGCACUAAGUAUAAGAAACUUGUUCUUCCCUUCGAAUGCCCAAUGAGACCACGGUAUCUACUCAACCUCAACUACCCGUCGGUAGCCAUACCCGAACUGAAAAGCACAGUCACCGUCGCUAGAACGGUCACAAAUGUGGGCCCCGCUCACAGCGUGUAUACUUCCAGCAUAGAGCAUCCGCCAGGGACCUACGUGAAGAUAUGGCCUUCCAAGCUGCAUUUUGACCACACCGGUCAGAAGAUGCGUUUCUUCAUCACGGUAAAAAGGAGUUGGAAAUUUAACAACUACUCCUUCGGAUCGUACAAGUGGACUGAUGGAGUUCGUGUUGUCCGGAGUCCUAUGGCUGUUUCACUUGCUCUCUAGCCGCCGCAGCCGCCGCCACCGCCGCCCCUUUUGUUUUGUGUUUUUCCGUCUUGCUUUCGAGAAUUUCGCCACAAUAAUAAGUGAUGAAAUGGGGAUUAUGUGCUGGUCAGAUCCUCAUUUGUAAUUCCAAUUUCCAUGUGGCAUAAAUAAAAUAUAAUAAAAUAUACACUUGCUAGUUACAAAUUUUCUGCAUUUCAUACAAUACCCAUAAUUUGC
Striga asiatica is the source of this 2515-nucleotide messenger RNA. Lineage: Eukaryota; Viridiplantae; Streptophyta; Magnoliopsida; Lamiales; Orobanchaceae. The record is from the annotation of a GenBank genome assembly.